This is a messenger RNA of Pararge aegeria (speckled wood butterfly), 912 nucleotides long. Its product is annotated as mitochondrial inner membrane protease subunit 2. The coding region runs from base 163 to 657 and encodes 164 amino acids. The record is from RefSeq and is a predicted model, not a curated record. Gene Ontology annotation, molecular function: serine-type endopeptidase activity. Gene Ontology annotation, biological process: mitochondrial respiratory chain complex assembly. Gene Ontology annotation, cellular component: membrane; mitochondrial inner membrane peptidase complex. Lineage: Eukaryota; Metazoa; Arthropoda; Insecta; Lepidoptera; Nymphalidae. The transcript has a single exon.
UACAAAAAUCGGUGGUCUGUGGUCAAAAACCUUUCUCUGAAAAUCAAUUCGAAUCAUAUAGUGGUAAAAAAAUACAAUUAAAAUUGAUAUGAUCUAUAAAAACUGCUAUAAACUGACUAUGUCGUUGAUUCUUGUCAGUCAAAAUCACACGCCGGCUUAUUAAUGUGGGUUAAAAGUUUUUUCAAAUCUGUCCUCUUUGGCAUACCAGUCGGGGUAACCUUUCUGGACACAGUGGGAUAUGUUGCUAGAGUGGAAGGAAUUUCUAUGCAACCGGUGCUAAAUCCCGAGUCUCGGAACACAGACUACGUCUUUCUAUCGCGCUGGGCUGUAAGCGACUACGAAGUGAGAAGAGGAGAAAUAAUAUCGCUGGUAUCGCCGAAGGACCCCAAUCAAAAGAUUAUUAAAAGGGUUAUAGCAUUAGCAGGUGAUGUUGUGAACACGCUCGGCUACCAAAACCAGUAUGUGAAAGUCCCUGAAGGCCACUGUUGGGUUGAAGGUGAUCAUACUGGCCAUACAUUGGACAGCAACACAUUUGGUCCUGUGUCUCUUGGGUUGGUUAAUGCCAAAGCAGUGUGUAUUGUGUGGCCACCUGAUAGAUGGCAAAACUUAGAAGCCACACUGCCAGAAAAUAGAAAACCCCUGAGUGUAUCAAUAUGAUAAAAAAUAGAUCUACUUAACUAAAUUUAAUUUAAGUAUGUAUAUAAACAUCAAAAUUAUGUUAAAUUUGUGUAAGAAAACGAUAAGUGUUGUGUAGCAAAUAAUGGUUUUCUUAAAUGAUAGACGAAUUUAUGUAAAUAGUAUGCCUCUUUCAGAUCUCAAGACUAUUUAUCUUUUGGUUUUAGAUCUUACUACAAAACACUUAAUUAUUUAUAAUAAUGUAUAAAGUUAAAUAAAGUUGUGUUCAAUCUGUUU